CCUAUCCAGUGGAGGCCAUGAUUUCAGCGAGGACCCUCUGCAGCCUGCUGCUCCUCAGUGUGCUCUGGGUGGACUUGGCCAUGGCAGGCUCCAGCUUCCUGAGCCCUGGGCAUCAGAAAGCCCAGCAGAGAAAGGAGUCCAAGCAGCCAUCAGCCAAAGUACAGCCGCGAGCACUGGAAGAUUGGCUCCGCCCAGAGGGCAAAGGGUGGGCAGACAGGACUGAGGAUGAGCUGGAGAUCCAGUUCAAUGCCCCCUUUGAUGUCAGCAUCAAGCUGUCAGGGGCUCAGUACCAGCAGCACUGCCAGGCCCUGGAGAAGUUUCUUCAGGAUAUCCUUGGGGAAGAGGCCAAAGAGGCCCCUGCUGACAAGUGACCCCGCAGGACUGGCCCAGAUGUGCUCACCUGGCUCUCCCAGCACUUCUGCAGCAACUUCUGAGACCCUUGUGAUAGCUUAAGAGGCGAAUAAAUGUUCAAACUUCGUGCCAAAUGUCCAAAUGGGACUUAUUCCACCAGAGGGAAACCUCAUAUUUUAAACUACUGAGGGAUGCAGAACAGGUUUCUGGAGAACAGAAGGGGAGGUAGGGAGGAAGACAGAUCCAGGCACUUAUAUAUGCAAGCUAUCUGAGGGCAGCACUGCUGCACCUGGAACGUAUAAGAACCAGCAGUGGCUGCUUGAACAAAGAAACUGUAGGUGACAAUACUGAAGUCAAUAUCCACUCCAGGUUAGUCACCAAGAUGAUAUGAACAAGAUGAUGAUAAUGCCCAAGAAUGAGUUUGA
Heterocephalus glaber (naked mole-rat) is the source of this 776-nucleotide messenger RNA. It is a transcript of the gene Ghrl, whose product is annotated as ghrelin and obestatin prepropeptide. Gene Ontology annotation, molecular function: ghrelin receptor binding; growth hormone-releasing hormone activity. Gene Ontology annotation, biological process: negative regulation of inflammatory response; positive regulation of growth hormone secretion; regulation of response to food. Lineage: Eukaryota; Metazoa; Chordata; Mammalia; Rodentia; Bathyergidae. The record is from RefSeq and is a predicted model, not a curated record. Gene Ontology annotation, cellular component: extracellular region.